Molecule: messenger RNA, 9462 nt
Organism: Pelobates cultripes (western spadefoot toad)
Lineage: Eukaryota; Metazoa; Chordata; Amphibia; Anura; Pelobatidae
Source: the annotation of a GenBank genome assembly
GGGGACCCCGAGAGUUAGGCUUCCCUCUCCAACUUCUGUAAACAUUCUCCCACUAAUGACACUCAGUAACCUGGAGCGAAACACGCUAAAGCGGAGACUCCGAGUAUUAGAAUAUAUAAACACCACUCACCUCCUGAGUGCGCGCCCCGGGCGGCCUGCUCUGCCCUGCCCGGGCUCAGACGGACACUAGGUAACUCCGCUGGACGCGUUAUCUCUCCAACCAACUCUCCUGCCAAGUUUACUCCCUCCACCCACCAACCCCGCAUCACUGGGCAGGGGAGGCGGCUGCAAUAAACAAACGUGGAAUGGCCCCGCGCGGCCGCCGUACGGAGCGCUGCGAUCGCGAGCUUGUCUUGCUGUGAAGAUUGGCCCUGCGCGGCCGCCGUACGGUGAGAUGAGCACUCACUAGUUGUUUUGCUGAGAAAUGUUCCUGCUCGGUUUCCGUACACAUGUGAUAUGAGAGUAUUAGGGACUAAGUGUAAUCUGCCUGCACAGUUUUAUCUACAGUAGAACAGGCAUCGUAAUACGAGCUCCUCCCCGUCUCUAUCACUCAGCUACACAGUGCACGGUGCGGCCACAGGGGAUUAUGCAGCCAGGGUGGCGGACUCGGUGAUUGCUGGUCAGUUCUGUUUAUCAUAUUACACAAUACAGCUAUUUACAACAAGCAGAAGGCAGGGGGACCAUAGACAACCAAUAGGAUUGGUGAUCAUAUGGUGCGUACAUGGAUAGUUAGGGCUGGCUAAAACCUGUGAUCACUGAGCAGAGUAACAAACCAGGAAACAUAGUGUCUAGCAAGGGAUGAGGAAAUGUGUGGGGUUUACAUUGGCCAUGGAGGGAGCUUGGAAGAGAUGGACCCAGUAUAGACUAACUAGAUGCCUCUAGUUUUGGAAUAUAUUAAUCAUUUUGUUUUCUUUCUUGCAGAACCAAUACACAACACCAGUAAGCCGACAUGUAAGUAUAUUUGUCUGUUAAUGCUAGUGGCUCAAACACAAUACUUUUGCUAAGCCUUAUGAGGGUAAGACAGUUCGUCUGAGCAGGGUCCUUAUCUACCAGUUGUUCCUGUAACUUUUUUAUAAUGGUCUCAUUUAUUAAAUUCCCUCCACCCCCUCCGUAAUAUUGUAAAGUGCUGCGAAAUACGUUGAUGCUAUAUAAAUACCAAUAAUACUAAGUUGGGUGGAGAGAAGAACUUUAGAGUAACCGUACUGUUUGAGAACAUUUUAAGUUAGUGUCCUCAAAAAGGCAUGGUAUUCACAUUCAGUUUUCAAGCUUGAGGGUUUUGUUUGUUUGUUUUUUGUUUUGUAUUUUUUAAAUUAUUGACAAUUUGCUAAUUUUUGUCUUUACAGGGCUGAUUACUGGAAAUCACAGCCAAAGAAGUUUUGUACUUACUGCAAGUGUUGGAUUGCAGACAACAAGCCUGUAAGAUAAUCCUAAGUGAGACAUACUUCAUCAUAGUUGAUGCUUAGAAUAAUGCAGGCUCCAUGCAUCAUCAUUUAAUAGGAAUAAUAAAUGAAUCAAAUAAUAAUAGCAUGUCAUGUUUUUUUCACAAUUUGUUUCUUGCAACAAAGUAAUAGAAUGUAAGUUGUUUCUUUUUCCUAUAAACUGCUUGUUCUUGAUUAUGCAUUAUUUUACAUAAUUAUAUAGGCUGAAAAUAAAGACUUGUGUCCAUCAAAUUCAGCCUCUCAUCUAUUUUUGCUGUUGAUACAAAAGAAGGCAAAAGGAUAAGUUUAAAGCACUUUGUUAGAACGCACAACGAAAAAAAGUCCUUCUCAAACAUAGAAUGAUGAGUAAGCUGUUAGCCCACAUAUUGAAACUUAUAUACCUGAAUAUUAUGUUUUUGCAAUAAUUGAUCCAGUUGCUGUUUAAACAUCUGUACAGGCUCUGAUAAAAUUACCUAUUCAGAUCCACAUACUUGUUACCCUUACUGUAAAGAAACCUUUUCCUUUUGGCAAUGGUUUGUAUUGGUUUAGAAUAUAUUUGUAUAAUGCUAUCCUAUCCCUUCUGGGGCUCCAUUUUUCUAAACUAGAUUUACAUUUGUUAGCCUUUCUUCAUGACUUAAAUCUUUCAUAUCACGGUUUAAUUUAGUAGCCCGUCUCAGCACUUUUUUUUGUGCAAUAAUAUCCUUCUUUAGAACAGGUAACCAAUAUUACAUGGCAUAUUCUAGGUGUGGUAUUACCAUCGAUUUAAAAAGAGGCAAAUUUAUAUUUUCAUCCUAAGAAUUAAUGCCCCUUCUUAUGCAUGACAAUACUUUACUGGCCUUAGCAACUGCUGAUUGACAUUGCACAUUCUUGCUUAUUUUCCUGUCUAGAACCAUUCUCAAACCCUUCUCAUGUGUUAUCACUAAUUCAUUUUACUGUUUUUAUUGUAGAGUGUUGAGUUUCAUGAAAGGGGUAAAAAUCACAAAGAAAAUGUCACGAAAAAAAUCAGCGAGGUACAGUAUUGUAAUAUACAUUAGUUGCUAGAAGACCUUGUACUUUUUUCUUAUACACACUGUUCCAUUGUUGAAAUGACAUUGUAGCGACCAACAGACAGAUACUUAAGCUGAUAUUUAUAUUUAAAUGGACACUCUGAAACUCUAAAGCACUUUAACUUGCUGAAAUGCUUUAUCCGUGAAGUGUGUGUCUUAUUUUCAUUCUACAAAAAACACAGAUUUCAAAAGAGUGGCAUUUUGACAAAUUAAUAUUGUUGCACUCCCAUGGCUUUGAAGCAGACAACCGGUCCUGUUGCUUCCUGGUUUGUUUAGCUCAAUUGCCCAGAGUACCUGCCUUGCAGAGACUUCUCAAUGAGCUGCAUUGGGAAGUCUUUGAUUGGGCAGCCACAGAAAGUCUGGGCUGGGGAAGAUAGGGGAGGGUUUGAAUAGGCAGCAAUCAAGAGAUCUGCCACUUUGCAACCUGUUUUUAGCUAUACCCCAAUAAGAAAAUGCAUAAUUAUAUGCAUGCAUGUUUUCGUUGGAGGUAUAUUUACUAAACAGUAAUUUGUUUUUGGAGAAUGGGGUAUUUGGGCAGUGGAGUGUCCCUUCAAGGGUUUUAUUAUGAGCUCUAGAGCAUGCUCAUGUUAUGGUUUUGCUUACAUAUUUUUGUUUUGUUUUUUAAAACUGUGUACUAUUCUUUAAAAAUCUAAUCUUAAAAUCCUUACUAGAAUUUCUUGUUUUUUUUUUUCUUUAAUAUUGUGGCCAGACUUUUGUAUAGUUUUGAAAUGUAUGAAUUUGAUGAUUUAUAACUUGAUUGCAGAUUAAGCAAAGAAGUAUGGACAAGGCAAAACAAGAUGCUAAAAUGUCGAAAGAAUUUGCAGCAAUGGAAGAAGCUGCUCUAAAGGCCUAUGAGGAAGACCUUAAAAGGCUGGAAGGUACUGCACCAGGUAAGAUGGUAGUGACCGCUAACCUUUUUGUUCUUCAACUGUACUGACCAUAUUACCCAUUGUGCGCAAACACACAUUUUAUUCACAGCAAGUAGGGUUCUAAAGAUUUUUAUCCAUUUCCUAGUAAUCACAGAAAUGAUUUUAUGCUACAUUUCUGUCCUUAGUUCAUAGUAAAAUCUUCACCAGGUAAAGAUGACGUUUACAUCUUAAAACAAGUGUUUGCACAAAACGUUUUAGUCUUUUUCCUAAUUAUUCUUCCUUAAAACGCCAGUGAAUGUACCUAAAUAUUUGAUGUUGUAUGUGUAAUUUGUGUAUGUGUAUUUUUAUCCCUAGUAUGCAUUACUUUGCAUCAUAUUUAUGCUAUCUGGUGCUCUUCUCAUACUGCAAAAUAAGAAAAUAACUAUUUCUGACUCUGCACUUAUCUUCUAAAGCUAAGAUGGUAUUUUAUAUUUCCUAAUUAUUUUCCUUAGGAAAUUUUGCAAAUGUUAAUCAUUUUCAUAGUUGAGGGUUGCAGACAUUAUAUGAUUUGGGGAAAUCUGUACAAAAAUAAUGGCCUGUGAGACUUUACUCUACAAUUUGUAGAGAAUUUAAAAAAAGUAGCUUGAAACCUUUUAAAUGUGAUUCCAAAUGAAUACAAUGAAAUGUAAUAUACAGUUGACUUUUUACAUUCCAACUGCAAUAUAUCUGAAGUAAAGUAUUUUAUUACAUUGACUGCCAUUGGGGAGAUGCUGUGACAAUUGUAGAUCUUACUAAUUAUUCCAUGCAAGUAAAGCAGAUGAUAAUUGCAUUGUACAGAAUUUUUAAAUCUUUUUUUAUUGUAGGCACUUAAUGUUUUAGACCCCCUCCCUAAAUUUUUUUUUAAUAUUCUCAGCUCCUGCACCUCACAGUGUUCAGCACAAUAAGUCACGCGAUGAGGAAAAGUGGAAGGAAAUUGAAGCGCUAGAAAAACAUCAUGCAAAAAGACAGUGGACAAAAGGCGUUUCUCCAGAGGGAUACCCCUAUUACUAUAAUCUAUUAACAGGAGGUAUUGCAUGAAAUAAUUUUGCUUUACACAGGUGCACUUGUAACUACUCAAAUGCAAAAUGCGUUUAUAAUAAUUUAAAAUUGCUGUUAAGACCUUGUUUUUCUUGCUAUUUUACAUCUGCACAACUGUUCGUUUGCCCAAAUAUCUUCUUUUGGGGGGGUUCAUCACUGAGGUUUAUUUUUGUGUGUAUGGGGUUUACAGAGGGGGUGUGUUGUUGUUUUUUUUUGUUUGUUUGUUUUUUUUUCAGUAUGAUAUGAUAUUCAGAAAUAUAUGUAUAACAUUCUAUUAAAUAUAUUCCUGCGAUAUAUGUGGGAAAAAUUUCCAUAACUUCCAUUGUUUAGUAACAUCCCCUGGAUGUUGGGCAAAUGUAGCAUCCCCUGGUUACCGGUAAAUAAUUUAUUAUUAUUAUUUUCAGAAUCUCGGUGGGAAGAACCUGAAGGAUUUCAAGAAAAAAGUAAUACUUCCAAAAAUGUAGGUUGGCUGUCUAGAAAUGACUGCAUAAUUGUUAUAUAGCAUUAUAUAUAUGAUUGUCAUAUAACAAACCUAAUUCACAGUUAAAUAUGUCCCUACAUUUCCUUUCUUAAAAACUGAGUAUAGAGAAUUAUGCUGAUUGCUGAAAAGCUAAUUUCACAUUGUCUGAAACUAGAGCACAUUACUAGUAAUCCAACCCUUUCCACAUCAUUGCUAUUCUAUUGACCAAAUGUGUAAAGUAAUGUAAGCUCUGACAUGCUUGCAAAUGAUGCCAUUACAAAUGGUGUGAAGGCAGUUCACUCCAAAACCCUGUGAUCAUGUGCUCUAGAAUUUCAUUUAUACAAUUUAUACAGUGUGACCGUAUCAUUUUGAGGAAAAUAUUAUUUAAAAAAAUAAGACUAGUUCAGCAUUUUUGAAUUUACAGAAAAGUAGAGCAUGUAAUUCCCUCUACUGAUUAGGAUUUCCUGUCUCUAUGGUGUUUUACCCAUGAGAGUUCUACUUUAAUUAUUUUGUGCUGCUCUGUGUUUCUUGGUUUACAGUAUGACCACAGCUUUUUUUUUUUUUAAGACCACAACCAGUACUACUUGGGUAGAAGGAGUCUCUGAAGAAGGUUACACAUAUUACUAUAACACUGAAACAGGAGGUAAAAUGCUUUUUUUAAUUUUGUACUUCCUACAACUUUGUUGGUCUAUAUUUUUCUUUCUGAACCAUUAGUAAAGAUGUUUUAUUUUACUGAUCAGAAUCCAGAUGGGAAAAGCCAGAAGAAAUGCACCCUGUGGUACCAAGCAAAGAUACUGCAGAAGAAGGUGAAGCCACCAAAGAGGACACAGAAGCAGAAGUGGUGGAAACUGAUUCUACUCCAGAAACCCCAGCAGAAGAUGCACCUAAUACACAAAAACCUAAAAUAAAUUUUAGGGUGAGAGAUGUCCUUCUAAUAACAUAUGAAGGCAAACUGUUUUAAGUUGUAUAACACAAGGGAAAAGUUUUUAAAAACCUUUUAAUGAAAUUUUUUUUUUUUUUUUGGCUGUGGGUUCUGCGGAUUUUCUUUUACAAUGGUAGAUCUAUAUACAUAGGCGUGCGCACGGGGUGUGCCGGGUGUGCCUGGGCACACCCUAAUCCCCGUGGCACGCCUAUGGUUUGAGUCCUGCAGGAACAGCGUUCCUGCAGGCACUCAGUGCCCCCUGUUUCACCUCUUGCCCCUGUCAUGGGGAGGGCAAGAGGUGAUGGAUUUCCCCCCCACUCAGCGCGCGGCGAGGGAGCUCUCUGCUGUCUGCUCUCUGCUCCCUCUCGCCGCGCGCUGAUGCCGGGAGCCGGAAUAUGACGUCAUAUUCCGGCUCCCAGCUCCAGCAAACAGCCCGCUCAGCUGGAGAAAGGCGCCCGCCCCACUGGACCCCAGGGAAAAGUCCACCAGCACUCCAGGUAGGAGGCUGGGUGGACAUUGUUUUUUAAAAUUAAAAUAUAAUAAUUUGUGUGUGUGUGAGUAUGUGUGUGUGUGUGUGAGUAUGUGUGUGUCUGUGAGUAUGUGUGUGUGUCAGUGUGUGUGUGUGUCUAUAAGUAUGUGUGUGUGUCUGUGAGUAUGUGUGUGUGUGUGUGUCUGUGAGUGUGUGUGUCAGUGAGUGUGUGUGUCUGUGAGUGUGUGUGUGUGUGUGUGUGUGAGUGUGUGUCUGUGAGUAUGUAUGUGUGUGUGUCAGUGUGUCUGUGAGUGUAUGUGUGUGUCUGUGAGUAUGUAUGUGUGUGUGUGUCUGUCAGUGUGUGUGUGUGUACGUAUAUAUAUAUAUAUAUAUAUAUAUACACACACACACACACACACGCAGAGCCGGCGCUAUCUGAGUGCCGGCUCUGCUCUAAGCCUUCAUGGGCCGGCGGGGAGACCAAAGAUCUACCUCACCGGCCCACAGCAGCAUGGAGGGAGGCAGUAGAGGACCCAGGCAGCUCUAGACAGAAGCUCUGCCAGGUUCCUCUCGCGAUAUCUGAGCGUUGCUGCGGCAACGCUCAGAUCUCGCGAGAGUUAACUCUAGCCCCGCAGGCUAGAGUUCACUCUCCACUAGACCACCAGGGAUGGCACAUGGCAGCAAGGAUUUACUAAUCUGCCAAAUACCUCCAAACAUACAGCACACACACAUACAGCACCUACACACAUACAGCUCACACACACACAGUACACUAACCGCACCCUCACAAACACACACAGCACCUUUUAAAAAAAACACAACACCCUCACACACAGCACACUAACAGCACCCUCACAAACAGCACCCUCACAGGACAAACAUACACACACAAACACCCUCACACACAAACAGCACAGUCACAAACACGCACCCUCACACACACAUCACACUAACAGCACACAGCACACUAACAGCACACACAGCAGUGUGUGUGUGUGUGUAUAUAUAUAUAUAUAUAUAUAUAUAUAUAUAUAUAUAUAUAUAUAUAUAUAUAUAUAUAGAUAGAUAGAUAUAUACACACACACGCGUGUGGCGUGUGUUUGUGCUUUAGGGUGCACACCCUAAUGCAAUAGGCUGCGCACGCCUAUGUCUAUAUAGUGUGCUUGCAAUCUGGAAAAUGGUCCAUUUAUUUGCAUGAAUGUAAAAUCACGAUUAUUCCUAGUGUUUGUUUAAAUUCAUAUUAAAGUGGUGGGUUUUAGUGCAUAGAUGCUGCCUUACAGAAAUAACCGUGUUUACAUUUGCCUGAGAACCCACCUAGUGGCUGACAGAUCAAUUCUUCAUAAAAUAGAUAAUCCAUAAUGCAUAAGAUUCAGAGUGUAAUUCACUACUAUUGCUAAAUAGGUAUUCAAUUAUUUUCAGGUUUUUGUUUUCUAAUAUAGUCCCUUAGAAAUGUUUGCAGUUUCUGAUAUUUAAAUAAAAAUAGUGAACAUACAAUAAAUGUUUCAUUCAGACAACCUUUUACCAUAGCCUUCAUGAUUUUUUUUAUUUAUUUUUUUUUUUUUGUUGUUGUUUAUUCUAGAGCAAAAAGGAAACGGAAUCAGACAUUGUUGGAGAAUCAGAAUCAGGGCUUGAACAAAAAGAAUCAGAAUCUGGGCUUGAACAAAAAGAAUCAAAAUCUGAACCAGAAGAAUCUGAUUCAGGAUCUGAAAAAAACCUUUCAGAAGCAGAAUCUGACCAUAAAGCUGUUGUUGAUGAAGCUGUAGAAGAGAAACAACCCACCGCAAAAAGGCCAAAGCAAAGUAAACCAAAUCCUUAUGGGGUUUGGGAAGAAGUAAAAGAUGAAGAAGAUCCCUAGUAAGUAAUAAUGAAUAUGUGGACCAAUGCAUUACAUGCUUCCAAUUUUCAAAUAUUAUGUGUUUGGAAGAAGCAAAGAUAAAGCAAGUUUAUUCACUAAACAUCAUUUUUUUUUUAAUUUUUUUUUUUUUUUUUUUACUACAUUUGAUUGAAUUUAAAAAAAAUUAUAAUAAUAAAGGUAAUGAAGACAAUCAUGAGGCAAAACAGCCUCAAACAUGUAUAAAUGUAGAUAACUUUGCAAAAUACAAUUGUAAUCUAACAUGAACUGGACAAACCAGUAGAAAUCCAAAAGAGCAAGUUUCAUGGUGGUUCACUUCUUGUAUGACGUUAUAUAUUGCUUUAAAUUGCAAUCGAUAAAAGGUUGAAGACCCUGAUACAAUGGGGUACCUUCUAUUUAUUCCUAAGAAUGGGUGGGGGGAUAAAAAAAACAAAAACAAAACUAUGCUUGGAUUUUAUUUGUGCUAAGCUGUUUUUCCACUUUGCUUCAAUGCAAAUAAUAAUAGUGUGGAUUUAUAACUUGUCGAUUUACCAUUGUAUUUUGUUAAAUUAUAAUCUACAUUUAUACAUUUCCAUGAAGUUGAUAUAGUCCCUUUAAUAAAGUCCAUACAAUCAAGUUGCCAAUUAACACUUUUAUGAUUCCUAUGUCUGUCAUUAUAUAUUCUUAUGUACUUAUAGGAGAUAGGUACAUAUAAUGUAUUGUUUUGGACAAUGUAGAUGUGUUUUUAAUUUGAUGCUUUUUGUCUAUGUAGUGAGAGCGUGGAUUUAGAGCUUCCAAGUGUGGAGUACGACCUUCCUCCUGUCUCUUUACCUGAUAUCCCGCACGAACCAAAUGUGAAGUUUAAGGAAAAAACUAUCACCUCCCUCGGAGACACAGUAGAAGGGACUUCUGUUUUCAAGAAAAGGAAGCUUGAGAAUGGCAAGUCCAGAAGUAUACGCCAGAGAGUAAAUGAUCAGUAAAGGACUUGGACUGUUUAUGGCCAUUCCAUCAAAUUAUUUUUAAACCUUAUCUCUGACAAGGUGUGGUUUUUUUGUUUUUUUUUGUUUUUUUUUGUGUGUGUGUUUUCUUUUGGGGGGAGGUGGAGGGGGUAUUUGCCACCCUCCAUAUGCAUUUUAUGUAAGUCUAUGCGUUAUUCUAUUGCAUAAUCAAGUUUGUGUUCGUUUUUUUUUUUGUUUUUUUUUUGAGCGAUAUUAAUUUAUCUUGGAACGCCGUAACCCUGCAUCUCUUUUAAAGCUCUUUAAAAAAAAAAAAAGGUACAUUUUGUGUUUUGUUUUUUUUGGGGGGGGUUUAACCUUUCUGAAAAAUGGUGAAAAUGUUCUCUUCUAACCACUUUUGGCUUUCAAAUUCUUGCCUAAAUAAAUUUCUUAUUU